Symbiodinium necroappetens is the source of this 546-nucleotide messenger RNA. The record is from the annotation of a GenBank genome assembly. NCBI's taxonomy places the organism in Eukaryota, Dinophyceae, Suessiales, Symbiodiniaceae.
AUGGCAGUCUGCCCAGAGAACAUCGAUGAAUGGUUGCUCAACGUCCCGAAUCUGCUCGAAGAUGAGGGCUGGCAGCUUGGCCAUGAGAGCCCUGCUGGCAAACUCUGGAAACAAAGCUGUCCAUGGGGUGGGCAUCUCGUGAGGCUGUCCUGUGAGAAUCUCCCAGUCAACAACCUUGGGACCUGCCCCCUCUUCGUCCGACCGGAUCCUCGCAGCAGGUUUCUACAGGACCAUCCCGAGCUGAACGAAGAAGGCUUUAAGGUGGUGCAGCCACUUGGAUCUGGCGAGGCGACGGUCAUGAACAACGCCUUCUCGCGCUUCUUCAAGCUGUGCAACGUCUUCUUCUCCUUGCAUCGCAAGGAGGAGGAUGAUAGCCUAAGCUUCCACACUUUCCCACAAAAAAGGAACUUAUGUACAACGCGGUUCGGCACGACUAUCCGGAGAUGGGCGACAGUAUCCUGGUCGCCCGAGGUCAUCCGCAGCCCUUCUCUGGCUUCGCUUAUGGCCGUCGGCAGAAGGAGCCAGGCCUUGUGUCGAUUUCCUUGA